ACAUAGGAGCCUGGCAACAUGUAGAUAAUUCUCGCACCCGACCCUACGAAUACAUGCAAGUUUGGGAUGGUAUCAGCGACUCUAGACUAAGCUUUGAUCUCGAUAAUAUCAAGUCGGAUGCCAUCGCGUGGAUUGUGGAAAACAAUCAUAUUCAACGUGCGAUUCUUGCCCGUCUUGAGGAAUGCUAUAAUGGGAAUGUGGACGUUUUCGACGGCACAAAGGUUGAAAAAAUUUUUUACGAAAGUGAAUCAGGAAAUGAAUUUGAUCUGUCAGAUUGGCCCACUGUUUUUCUAAGUAGUGGAAAGACUUUAAAGGCGCGUCUACUGGUCGGCGCUGAUGGAAUAAACUCAGCUGUACGCUCUUUUGCUGGUAUAGAUAUGCUUGGUUGGGAUUAUGACGCCAAUGCAGUUGUUGCCACGUUACAUGUUGACCCUCUAGUGGAGAAUAAGACAGCUUGGCAGCGAUUCCUUCCAACCGGACCUAUUGCCAUGUUACCGGCAAUGUGGUCUACUAUUCCUGCAUUGGCGUCAAAACUUCGUCUCCUUCCAGAAAGCGAUUUUGUUCAUCUUGUCAAUGCUGCUUUCCGACUGCGUUUGGCCGACCUACAGUAUUUUCAGUCACAGCUUUUAGAGGGAGGCGAUAUAAAUUUACAAGAUGAAAUUACAUGGCGGGAACAAGUUGAAACCAAGAAUAUCGCGGAUGAGAACAUGGAUAAAGAUAGAAUAUUACCCCCAAGGGUUUUUGGCGUGCAAGAAAAGAGUAGAGCUUCUUUUCCAUUGAAGAUGAGGAACGCUGAGAGAUAUGUUAAAGAGAGGAUUACCUUGAUUGGUGAUGCAGCACAUACCAUACACCCACUUGCUGGUCAAGGAUUAAAUCAAGGAAUUGCAGAUGUCCAAUGCCUGACGCAAACCAUUCAGGCUGGAGUUAACACAGGACAGAACAUUGGUGAUCUGGAAUUACUUGGCGAAUACUCGUCUGCUCGAUACUUGCCCAACCUUGCUAUGAUUGGGGCUGUAGAUAAAUUACAUAAAUUAUAUGCCACUGAAUUUGGUCCAAUAGUAUGGUCAAGAUCUAUUGGGUUAAACGCGAUCAACAGAAUGUCGCCGCUCAAGGCUGAAAUAAUGAAAUUCGCCAUGGGGAUCGGAACGGAUACUCACGGAUAA
Molecule: messenger RNA, 1163 nt
Organism: Paraglomus occultum
Lineage: Eukaryota; Fungi; Glomeromycota; Glomeromycetes; Paraglomerales; Paraglomeraceae
Source: the annotation of a GenBank genome assembly